GGCCUGCGAGAUGCGCGAGUGCACAAUCACCGGUGUCGCGUUGCAAUCACAUUCGGGAUCGCUGUUACGCGAUUUCAUAGAAAUUCAAAAGUGCAACUCACACUAUUCGUCAGGUGCUAUUACCAAAGCAGCUACGCUAGCAAAAUUUAUUUAUAACAAAGUUUUGCCGGCACGUGCACAGUGUCCCGUGAACCAUACACCAACAAUCGCAAUCUGGUUGCAAAAAAGUUUGUCCAACUUUGGUUAAUUUAAUAACAACGCCAAAAUGAUCAAACAAAAGUGAGCAGUUUAACAUCAUCAAAGCACUAUCUACCAAUCACACGCCGCACUUUUGAAAAUCAAGCGAGGUGAUUUUGUAGGCUGAUCGCUUGUAAAAUCGAAAAACAUUAGUAAACAACAUGCUGGAGGCGUACUCAAGUGAUCUAAUAUGGUUGAUCGUUCUGGGAUUCAUCAUAGCGUUCGCACUGGCCUUCGGUAUUGGAGCAAACGAUGUGGCCAAUUCGUUCGGGACCAGCGUGGGUUCCAAAGUGCUGACCAUCACGCAAGCAUGUAUCCUGGCCACCAUAUUUGAAAUUGCUGGAGCUGUACUUAUUGGUUAUAAGGUUUCUGACACGAUGCGAAAAGGAAUUUUGGAUGUAUCGGUAUACGAAGAUUCCGAAGUAGAGUUGAUGAUUGGUUGCCUGAGUUCGUUAACUGCUAGUGCCAUUUGGUUACUGGUAGCUACUUUUUUUAAGCUGCCAAUCUCGGGCACUCACAGUAUCGUUGGAGCGUCUAUUGGUUUUAGUUUAGUCGCGAGAGGCACUCGUGGAUUGCACUGGGCUACACUGGCAACCAUUGUCGGUUCCUGGUUUAUUUCGCCUGUACUCAGCGGUCUGACAUCUGUAAUUAUCUUUACUCUCAUUAAAUACGCCAUCUUACGACGCGACAAUCCUGUCGAAUCUGGUUUAAAAUGGCUACCGGUCUUCUACGGCUUCACCAUCAUUGUAAACGUGUUUUCCAUCGUGCACGACGGUCCUAAGUUACUCCAUAUGGACAACAUCCCAUUAUGGGCUGUGUUUGCCAUCAGUCUUUCAGUUGGAGUAGUGGCAAUGAUCAUCAUUCUCAUCGUUGUCGUUCCCUGGCAGCGACAGUCCAUCAUAAAGCUAAAUGAAAAUCAACGGCGCGCCAACUUCACCAUGGGCGAGUCAAUAGAAAACUCCCCAGAGGGCAGCCCAAAGAAGUCAAUUAGGAACUCCCAGAUUAGCGAGCGCAAUCUUUCUGUUAUCAACGAAACGAACGAAAUGAGUCCGCUGGAUCCAGCCAAUGCAAAUAAGUACCAAAAGGGGAAGCAGUUAGCUAUCGUCAACAGUACCACGUCAAUGAUUACUGAAAUCAAUCCAACCCUCUCACCAAACUCAAGUGGUGUACCGCUGAUCAUUAACAAAAGUGUUGUAAAGAAGCAAAAUGAUGAGAGCAUUUGUGCUAUCGAGAUGCAGAAGAAUCCAGAGCUUCUUGAAGAGAACAAGGGUGUGUCGAAACUUUUCAGUUUCUUGCAGGUGCUCACUGCUAUUUUUGGUAGUUUUGCUCACGGGGGCAACGACGUUAGCAAUGCAAUUGGUCCAUUGAUUGCACUCUGGCUUAUUUACACCGAGGGUUCGGUGCAGCAAAAGAGUGAAACACCUUUAUUUAUUCUGUUGUACGGUGGUCUGGGGAUUUCGGUUGGUCUAUGGUUAUGGGGACGGCGUGUGAUAAAAACUAUUGGUGAAGAUCUGACUACCAUUACACCAUCGACGGGGUUUACCAUCGAAAUCGGCGCAGCGUUUACCGUUUUAUUAGCGAGCAAAAUCGGCCUGCCGAUCUCAACCACGCAUUGCAAAGUAGGCUCCGUGGUCUUCGUCGGAUAUUUCAGCUCAUCGAGGCAGGGAGUAGACUGGUCACUUUUUCGAAACAUCAUUUAUGCGUGGGUCGUUACCGUCCCUGUUGCAGCGUUACUUUCUGCUGGGUGCAUGUAUGCAUUACAGAAAAUAGUACUUUAAACUGCCUACAGCAAUUGCAAAGCAAAAUGCACUUAUCUAUUCUUCACUUUUCCCGCCAAUUUAAUAUUCGACUUACACGGCGCGCUGUUCCACCAAACUUCAGUAGCCGCAGCGCGCCGUGUACAUUCGACUUUAAAAUGACUAUUAUUUAUUGGUAGCAUGUUAAUUUAAUUACUUCAUUUAAUAUUUACUUACAUUCUUUUAAUUUAUUAACUCUCAUGGAUAAGUUCUUUACAUUAUAUUAUUUUUGAUCCAUACAAAAUACAGCAAUCGGUGUGUACUUAUUGUAAUUUGUUAUAACGUUUACUAUGCUUCGAGAAUUACGUAAACAUUGCAAAUGCAACAAGGGAGGGUACUGCGAGGGUACUCGGAACAAUUAAGACUAUAAGAAAGCUAAAACAAACAAGUAACUGUGAUUGAACUGUUAUUAAAUUCGAUCUAUGCAGGAUCAAGUAAAACCGUGACUAUACACAGCAGCGCAUAGCCGUAACAACCUGUGCACGAAAGUAAAAUCGACUGUCUGUGACUAAUUUAAUAUUAAUUAUCUCUUGUGGGUGAAAGAUUGUUAUUGAUUGACCUCGCAAAUCCUGAACGAUGGGGCAGAUUGCUACUGAAUAUAUGUAUUGUUAAAUGAAUGAAUAUGAUUCAUAAUAUUGUGAAAUGGAGAACGAAACCACAACUGUUAAAAAAAAAACGACAAACGAAAACAGGCAUGUACGGCAAACGCUAUAUUUUCGGUUGAUGUUCCAAAGAAAUUAUGUUUUAAUAAAGAUAAAAGGUCUAUUUUUUCUAAAAAAAAAUAUGAGAUACCAGAAGGGCUAAUGUAUGUAAAGCUAUCAAAGUACGAAAACUGGCUGUAACGUGACAUCAAUUUGAAACUGGUAUAACAAAGUCAAUCAAAGAGCAAGUCCAAAUGAUCGAAACGUUUAGUAAAAAAUAAAGAGUAGAUAUGCUUGCAUAAACUAACAAAGCUGACACAAUUUAUAACUACGCAGAUUUUGAAUAUGAAAUACACGCGAUUUUAAAUCAAUAUUUGUAACCAUCGGUCAGUAAACUAAACCACAACACAAGGCGUCAGAAGUACGAAUGAGUAGUUAAUGAAUGUACAAACUUAUGCGAUACGCGAUUGCACAAUACGUGCAUGAAAUGCGUUUUUGAUGAAGCGGAAUUGAAUGUCGACGCGACCGUUAGCUGCAGUGGAUGUUACAUAACUAAUUGUUACAAAUACUUACAAUUAACGAUAAAUGUGUACACUAUAACAUUUUGCAACAACAUGUUGCAUUAUUCAGAUGUAAUACAUGACAAGUGAGAGAAGAACCACAAGUAUGUUACAUAUUUAUAUUUUCUUGAAUGUAUGAUCUCUCGAAUUUUGGAAAAAUAAAUUCGCAUCCAUAUUAAAAACA
This is a messenger RNA of Dalotia coriaria, 3418 nucleotides long. RefSeq names its product Na[+]-dependent inorganic phosphate cotransporter type III (gene NaPi-III). Gene Ontology annotation, cellular component: membrane. The coding region runs from base 399 to 2015 and encodes 538 amino acids. Gene Ontology annotation, biological process: phosphate ion transmembrane transport. Gene Ontology annotation, molecular function: phosphate transmembrane transporter activity. NCBI's taxonomy places the organism in Eukaryota, Metazoa, Arthropoda, Insecta, Coleoptera, Staphylinidae. The transcript is spliced from 6 exons. The record is from RefSeq and is a predicted model, not a curated record.